Molecule: messenger RNA, 1641 nt
Organism: Ictalurus punctatus (channel catfish)
Lineage: Eukaryota; Metazoa; Chordata; Actinopteri; Siluriformes; Ictaluridae
Gene: lrpap1
Product: low density lipoprotein receptor-related protein associated protein 1
Exons: 8
Coding region: 109-1152 (347 amino acids)
Biological process (GO): negative regulation of very-low-density lipoprotein particle clearance; negative regulation of receptor internalization
Cellular component (GO): endoplasmic reticulum; plasma membrane; endomembrane system
Molecular function (GO): lipase binding; heparin binding; receptor antagonist activity
Source: RefSeq, a predicted model, not a curated record
UUACGCUUCCUGGAUGCAACUGGAGUCGGAGAUGAAUGUAUAAACCGCACAGCUUUGUUUGACCGUAUUUUUUUGUGCGUGUCUUAGCUGUUUGUAAUUAUUUUAAACAUGAAGGUGUGUGGUUUGUUUUUGAGCUUUUGCCUGAGUGUGGGAGUAAUGGCGGGGAAGUACUCUCGAGAAGUGAAUGAGCAAAAGGACUCGAAUGACGGGGGAAAUGCCGUGGAAUUUCGUAUCGCUAAACUGAACCAGGUUUGGGAGAAAGCGAACAGGAUGCAGCUUGCCCCAAGGAGGCUAUCUGAGCUCCACAGUGACUUGAAGAUUCAGGAGAAAGACGAGCUUCAGUGGAAGAAGUUAAAGGCAGAGGGACUAGAUGAGGAUGGCGAGAGGGAGGCCAAGCUCAGACGCAACUUUAACAUCAUCCUGGCCAAGUACGGAAUGGAUGGUAAGAAGGACAACCGUGCCAUGGACAGCAACAACUUGAAAGACCAUGACGUGAAACUGGGAGAAACGUUUGAGGACCCCAGACUGGACAAACUGUGGAACAAAGCCAAGACUUCGGGAAAGUUCUCUGAGGAGGAGCUGCAGAGCCUGCGCAAAGAGUUCGAGCAUCACAAGGACAAGAUCCAUGAGUACAACAUCGUGAUGGACACAGUGAGCCGGACUGAGGAAAUCCAUAAAAACGUGAUCUCUCCACUGGAGGGAGAGGAGAAGAAGUCCAAUCUUCAUGAGAAACACACAGACCUUAAGCAGAGGAUGAGGGACCUGAACCAGGGCUUUGAGCGUCUACGUAAAAUCACACAUGAAGGCUUUGACACUGACAACGAGUUCAAGGAGCCCAGGGUCAUAGAGUUGUGGGAAAUGGCCAGAAGAUCUAAUCUUAGUGAGGACGAGCUCGACUCUCUCAAGGAGGAGCUGAAGCAUUUUGAGACAAAAGUAGAGAAGCACCACCACUACCAGGAACAGCUGGAGUAUUCACACCAGAAACUGCAGCACAUAGAGGCCCUGGGUGAUAAGGACCACAUCAUGAGACAUAAAGAGAAAUACAACACACUUGCUGAGAAAGCACGAGAAAUCGGAUACAAGAUGAAGAAGCAUUUGCAGGAUAUAACCAACAAAAUCUCCCGAAAUGGACUGCAGCACAAUGAGCUCUGAACAUGACCUCAGCUUCUCACCAUGACAACACUGAAAAUCCUUUAUUUCCAUAUGUAUUGAUUAUAGUAUGGGUGCAGUCACUUAUUUUCUAAAUGUUUGUUUAAAUCAUUUCAGUAUUCACAGGACAUUUGCUAAUCCACAGCACUGAUCUUUUUUUAAAUGAUAUUGCAUGGUUUGUAUUUAGUCCAUUGUAAGUGGUAGCAAACCCUUUUCAAUGGUUUAGGUAUGAAAUGAUAUGUGCACUGUGGUUUAGGUAUGAAAGGAUAUGUGCAGUAUGUUGCAUUUUAAGUCCAGUCGUUAUUCUUGAGUAUUUGAGCUGCUGAUUCCCACAGGAGGGGUACUGGUUGAACUUUGAAUGCAACAUUUUAUACAUCGGUACCGUUCAGAGUUUUAGAAAUCUUUUGAAAUGCUCAUCAUUUUCAUGAAAUUUCACUUAUUUGAUCAUGUAAUCUAUGUAAAUAAACGAUGAUUGUCCAUUCAGUCUAUUAA